Molecule: messenger RNA, 4766 nt
Organism: Cyprinodon variegatus (sheepshead minnow)
Lineage: Eukaryota; Metazoa; Chordata; Actinopteri; Cyprinodontiformes; Cyprinodontidae
Product: disheveled-associated activator of morphogenesis 2-like
Exons: 9
Coding region: 8-1174 (388 amino acids)
Biological process (GO): negative regulation of oligodendrocyte differentiation; regulation of non-canonical Wnt signaling pathway; positive regulation of canonical Wnt signaling pathway
Source: RefSeq, a predicted model, not a curated record
CUAUUUAAUGUCAUUAAAGCAAGUUUUGCUUCCCUGCAGGUUGAAAAUGACAAAUGAAGAAAUCAGAAGGGCGAUACUAGAAAUGGAUGAGAGAGAAGAGCUGGCCAAAGACAUGUUGGAGCAGCUGCUUAAAUUUGUCCCUGAGAAAAGUGACAUAGAUCUUUUAGAAGAGCACAAACAUGAGCUGGAGAGGAUGGCCCGAGCUGACCGCUUCCUCUUUGAGAUGAGCAGAAUCGACCACUACCAGCAGAGAAUACAGGCUCUUUUCUUUAAGAAGAAGUUUGCAGAGCGUUUAGCUGAAACCAAGCCUAAGGUUGAAGCCAUCCUCAAUGCCUCUGUAGAAGUGGUCCGGAGCAAGCGUCUGACUCAGGUCCUGGAGGUGGUGCUGGCCUUUGGAAACUUCAUGAAUAAAGGCCAGCGGGGGAACGCCUUUGGAUUCAAGGUCUCCAGUCUGAACAAGAUCGUUGACACCAAGUCGAGCAUAGACAGGAAUAUCACCAUGUUGCACUACUUGAUCAUGAUUUUCGAGAAGAACUACCCCGACACGCUGUACAUCCAGGAAGACCUCAGGAGCGUGCCUGAGGCGGCCAAAGUCAAUUUGUCAGAGUUGGAAAAAGAAGUGCACAACAUCAAAAGCGGGCUGAAGGCUCUCGAGGCGGAGCUGCACUACCAGCAGAGCAGGACGAGGGAACGUGGCGACAAGUUUGUGGCUGUGAUCGGUGACUUCAUCACUGUGGCUGGGUUUAGUUUCUCUGAACUGGAGGAUCAGCUGAGUGAAGCCAAGGAAAAGUUUGCCAAAUCUCUAAAGCACUUUGGGGAAGAAGAAGGAAGGAUGCAGCCCGAUGAUUUCUUUGGGAUCUUUGAUACCUUCUUGCAGUCAUUUAGUGAAGCUCGGCAGGACCUGGAAAACAUGCAGCGGCGCAAGGAUGAAGAAGAGAGGAGGGCACGGAUGGAGGCCAUGCUGAAGGAGCAGAGGGAGCGUGAACGGCGGGCAAAGAAGGGCGGGGCCACGGAGGAGGUUGGCGGAGAGUUUGACGACCUUGUCUCUGCAUUACGCUCCGGCGAGGUCUUUGACAAGGACCUUAACAAGUUCAAGCGAAACCGAAAGCGCUCCGUCAACCAGCUAGUGGAAGGUGGUGGCCGGGAGAGAGCCGUCACCAAGGUGAACUACUAAGGCUGGAAAAUGGAAGUAGAUUUAAAAGGCAAAACUCUUUCAAAAAAUCUCAAAUACGCCAUGGCGGAGAUCAAGUUUAGCCCAGAUCUUCUAACUGUCAUGGCUUCCAUUGGAACAGAUGUUAGUAACAGCUGGACUGGACUUGUAGAGACACGGUGUGUCAAAAAAAAAACACUCCCUUCAGAUUGAUCUUCUAAAGAUGUUCCAACCAGUCUGUCCCUGCAGUUUGGGUGGAUGAAUGGACGGAUGGAUGGACAGACCACUGUGACACAUUGUCCCACUUCAUCUGACUUUCCAUUUAACACUGUGCUUCAGGUUCCUCUUGUUGAUCACUCCUGCUCUUCCUCUGAAACCCUCUCUGUUCAUCUAAAAAGCUCUAUGGUGCUGAAGUGUGGUUAUCGGGAUCAGAACUCUCUACAGUCACCUCGUACUUAGACGCCAAAAGGAAAGUUUUGAAACUGGUGAAGUUUGGCAGAUUGAAACAAAACACAAAAGAGAGAUAAAGGGGAUUUAAGCCAUUACGCCCUCAGUCUUGGUGCUUCUUCAAUCAGGAAAACAAGAUUUUAUAGCCACAGAAUGGACCUCUCUUCGCAAACUUCAGAUGAUACGUCAACGGGUAUGAAGUCAAGAAAUCUCCUGCUUCAUAACAAUGGAUUCCUACAGGAGGCCUCGGACAGCGUCCCCAAGAAGAUCCCACCCACAAAUUAACCAGGGAACAAACAACUGCUCACAUAGAAACCCUGACAAUGAUUGUGCCACAAGAUCUAAGCCUCAACUAUACUUUCAAACAGUUUCAAAACCUUUCUGGCAUGAAGCAGUGCCAAAGUAGAGACAUAAAACCAAUGUAAAUGUGUUGACAGUAAAUAUUCAGCAGUUAGGCGUUGAUAUAUAUUUAUAUGUAGAUGCAACAAGCUAAUUGCAAAGAUGUAGAAGUGUUUUUUUACGUUUCGGCAUAUUGGGAUUUUGUACACACAAUGCAUUGCUGUUGAAGUGAAUUUCUUUAACAUUUAGUGCUAAACGAUUGUGAGGUAGAUGUCCUUUUUCGCUCCAUUGUUUCUUGUUUGCACUGAGCUUCUUUUUGACAAACACUCAAAUAUAAACACCAGCCAAUGGCUGUUGAAGGAAGGCCGUGAAGCAUUAAACCCUUAAAUGUCACUCUUAGUCAUUUUACAGUAUUGUCACUUUUUGUAGCCUGAACGCUCCAAUCUGACGCUAUUAGCAGUUUUAUCCCUGAAUCGCACACAUUUUUGAUAGCUUAUGAUGCCCGUGUCAAACUUUACAUUGCAAAGAGGCUUUUCUUGUUGUAUUAGGGUACAGAGGACUUAAAAAGGGCCUGUAUGAAUUACUGGACACCAACCAGACCCAAACAUUCUUUAGUUGCUUAUUUUGUGCAGCUGGUUGCCAAGUAAAAGGAAGAAGUAUCCUUUUUUUUUAAGAUAGUCCAGUUUCAGUGUACAUUUUCUUCAUGUGCAUAAGCUUUUCCAAUCUUUCAGCAGCAGGAAUCAUGUAAGUUGCAACAAUUAGUUCUGGGUCUAACUGUUUUUUACAUUUUCUAGAGAAAAGGAAACCUGUCAGAGUUGGAGACAAAAAAAGGUGAAUCUGGAGCAGUCAGUAAUGGGAAAGUUGAGGUGUAGAAGAUAUUUGUGAGUUGUCAAACCAGAUCUAAAUGCCUUGACUGAGAUAAACCAGUUUAGAUUUCAUCAAAUGUAGCAUUUAUUAAUCUAAAUGUAAAUCCCUAGUAAGGACCAGUUUAAGAGGUGUUGAAGAGACUGCAAUCAGAGUGCAACACUAAGACAUUUGAACUCCAUUCAUUUCAGACAGGCUGAAGACAUUGCCAAAGACAUGCUGAUUUAAUUUUUAUUAUUGAAACAGCUGUUUCCAUAGCAACGGUUAAAUUGUAUGUUCAACAAUUCGUUGUCAUAUAUUUAUAUUAGACGCAUAACAUACCGUGCUUAUCGGAAUCCAAGAGAAGUCAUGAGUUAAAGUACAAAGAGAAGUCUAAAUUUAGACCUUAACCCAGAUUCUCACAUCUGCUGAUUAUUUGUAAUUGUUCACCUAUAAGUGCCUCAGAUUUUUUUUUUUCUACACAAAUCAUUCCUCUGUGUUUUAGUUCUUGUGGCUUUCAGAAUUUAUUUUUAAAGGCUUUCAAAAUGACUGCAGGUCAAGAAGAACUGGCGCCAUCUUGUGGUCAAAGAUGAUGCAGUUGAUUUGUAUAUGAGGCCAACUCCAGGUACUAAACAAUCGCCUCCAAAACCUUUAUUUUAACUGUGACUGAUUGUAUAAUGUGCAGAUAAUCCCCCUUAGCUUUAAUUUAUUAAGUUUUGUCACCAGACACCUCAUCAUUUUGCAGUCAUGUUUUGUUUCUUUUUGUGCAGACUAAAGAGAAAUUGAGAUGGAGCAAUGAGGCACAAUCUUUUGAGAUGAACCCUUAAAACUGAAUUUAGACACUUUAAAACCAAAAAGAGGAAUUAUCUUCUUAAACCAGCAUCUUUAUGUAUCAUUGAGCUUUUUUAUUUUAAACCUCUGCUUUCCUUCCUCUUGCUGUUUAUCAGUCAGUAUACCAGACUUCAGCAAACCGUUCUAAACAUCUUCAUUCAGAGCUUUAACCCAUAUUACAGAGAAUACAUUGAGAGAUAGUGAAAAGUUGUCAGUAUUAAUACGUGUUUGUUUUGUUACAUUUUUGGAUGUUUAUUUGGCCAUUGACUGGCUCUUUUGAAGUGUAAAGAUGGAAAUCAGAGGAAAGUAAUUAGUAGCUUGUUCAAUGCACUUUUUAUAACAAUGAUGAUGGGACAUUUCUAAUGGCAGCAACAGUUUGGAGGGAUCUGAUCUCGCUUAAGACAAAAAGGAUGCAGCAAAAAGGUGUUGCUUACAGAAAGGCGUGUAGAAAAGGGGAGUCAGGAUGAGGAUGCUGGCUGGUCUGCCGGAAACAAAAUGACAGUAUGUCUGAGUGGCAGGAACAGGAUGUGGAAAAACGAUAAAAAAAAGAAAACUGCCUCGAGGUUCUUUGGGGUUCUGUCACCAUUAUGUUUGUCUUUACAUGCACAAGGAUUUGAUCUGCAUGCCUACAGAAGGUUGCACAAAGUGAUUUGUUGAUCUCUUAAAAGAACAUUGCUUGCAAAAUGCAACCCACCUGUUACACCACAGUCUGUACUGCCUGAGAAAAGUUGCACCCAUUCUUCAAGUUUGUAUAAUUGUGAGAAGUCCGUAUUUUUUACCGUUGGAAAUUAAAACACACACACAAAAAAAAUCCUUCACUGAAAGAUGUACAGUUAGAAAAAAAAAGAGAAGCAUUUUGUACACCUUUGUUGAUGUGUGAGAUAAGAUUAAAAAGAAGAUGAAAACAUUGAGGAAUGUUCCAUUGUUCCUGUACAUUGUACCUCUAUUUAUUUGCCUUAUUUAGUUUGGUAUAUUUUGUAUGUACACACAGCAUUACAACAAAAUGUUAUAUUAAAAAAUCUGAAUAAUUGAUCUGUGGUCUGUGUUUGAUGGAUAGUUCUGAGACUUGUAUAAGAUUGACCCCUUUUUUACCACUUCAAGAACUUUUUUGUUUUCUUUUUCACCCCAUGUCUAUGUAGGGUUAAAAUAAACUGAC